AUGACAAAAUCAAAUAUCACGACUCUUCCAAAAUUGCCCAAAGAAGCAGUUCGCUUGGCCCACCUACUCGAAGAUUUCUUUCAAACAGAGAAAUCGUGGACUGGUUAUUUACAUCCCGACCAAAAAGUUCUAAUAACAUUUAUUGCGCAAAACUAUGACACGGAGUCUACUCCCACAAAAUCUGUCACUCGAUCGGACAAUAACCUUACCUGCUAUCCUAGAAGAUGGACACACAAGAAGCACCAAGUGAAAAAAGCGAUUGAAAAGACAGUUGAUCUAGCCUCGCCGCUAUUGGAGCGGAGUUGGAGAUCGCAACUUGGGGCGAAAUCAAUCCUUGACCUACCCGUCGAGCUGAUGUGGCUUAUUGAGCGUGAGCUAUCAGACAGUGAGCUUUACAAUCUUUGCCAAGCAAAUGGGGAUCUCUACCACAUCUUGAGCGGGCGGCUUUGCUGGCGAGGUAUGCAGGACCUGCGUGCAUUUAAACGAAGCCUGCAAAGGAAUCAGAAAGAAUCAUUCAUAAAGGCAAUCGAACUACUAUCAAAUGUUCCAGAGACAGCGCCAUGGAAUGCAAUCUCAUUGUAUUACAUGGUGAACAACGAAAAUGUCAAGUUGAUACAGUUCUUAGUUUCUAAAGAUGGCUUGCUCGGAUGCGCAUUAAGGACACUCAUCCAAAGAACCCUGAAUUGCAUAGGACGUGACAAUCACGAUCAAAUAUAUGAAAGUGAUAACUGGAGAUCCACCGAACACUGUUUGAAGUGGGGGGCUGACCCCAACUAUCGUUUUGAAGACGGCUCUUCCUGGAUAUGCUCUACAAUCAAAUCAUCGAAACCUUUACACGGGCAUGAGCUGGAUGUUGAACAUGAGACACAAGAAAGAGGAGAAAGGGCGUAUCGGCAUGUCAAGCUAUUACUUGCCCAUGGGGCUGACCCGAAUUCUGUGGGGUCCCCAACCGAAAUGGCUUCGACGCUUCAUUUAGCAUGCCUGUAUAACCAACCCAAAAUCGUGCAGGCAUUGCUCGAAGCGGGCGCAGACCCCAACGCAAAAGAUUCGCGCGGCUGCACCCCCUUGCACAUGUUAUUCGAACCAAGUGUGCUCAACACAAGUUAUCAGGACAUUCUGCUUGAUAUUCUUCUUGCGGACCCAAAAGUCAAGAUUGAUGAGCGCGACAAUAACGGCUCGACUCCAUUGCACGCUGCUGCGACUUGUAGAUACAACAGAUCGGCCGCUCUGAGAUGCGCCAAGAAAUUUGUUCGCAUGCCAGACGAGGUCGAUAUCAAUUCUCAAGAUGGUGAGGGGCGAACACCGCUUUGGGACUGUAUCGCCAUCAACCAGUAUUAUAUGACUCGUCUCCUCCUAGCACAGGAUAGGCUUGAUCCAAAUCUUGGUCCGGCGGAUGCUUUUCCAUUAUUGCUUGCUGUUGAUCUUAAUCAGCAAUUGACAGUGGAACAUUUGCUAGAAUCGAAGCGAGUCGAUGUCAACAAGCAAACCAGCACAGGGCAAACAGCUCUUUUGAAAGCGAUCGAUGUAGGCAAUAAGGAAGUUAUUAAGAUGCUUGCUAAAGCUGGUGCCAACCCGGAUAUUGGAAUGAGCAAAGGCAGAACAGCACGGCAGCAGAUUUUGGCCGCAGGUAUUCGUGUUAAAUGGAAGACUCGCCCGGUAUAA
Molecule: messenger RNA, 1662 nt
Organism: Penicillium expansum
Lineage: Eukaryota; Fungi; Ascomycota; Eurotiomycetes; Eurotiales; Aspergillaceae
Exons: 1
Coding region: 1-1662 (553 amino acids)
Cellular component (GO): cytoplasm; nucleus
Molecular function (GO): protein binding
Source: RefSeq, a predicted model, not a curated record